Caenorhabditis bovis is the source of this 3336-nucleotide messenger RNA. Lineage: Eukaryota; Metazoa; Nematoda; Chromadorea; Rhabditida; Rhabditidae. The record is from the annotation of a GenBank genome assembly.
AUGGCGACACCGACCACUAGUAAAGGAAAUGAGUGGCGGUAUUUAACAACAGUUCCAAUCAAUCCAACUCUUGAUACCCCGAUUUCCGUGAUAACUUUUGAUCCAUACGAAGAACUUUUGUGGUGCGGAUCCAGUGCGGGAAAAGUCGCUUCAUUCACCGCCGCCCAACAUUUCAAUCGCUAUUCCGCUUUCGUGUCGACCCGAUUGGGCGCUGUCAAUGCGCUCGAAGUCACCGAAGAAGCUGUGUUCUCACUGACCGACGUGUGCCUCAGAAGCACAACGCGUCAGGGCAUCCCGAUCUCGAAGUAUAUGUCGCCGAGUAUGACGCACAUGAAAUCGCUCUAUCGUGUGCCGAACUCGUCGAUAUUUGUGAUGGGCGGCGAACAGGAAAAGCUCAUUCAAUUCGAUUAUGCGAAAGAGAAGGAGAUCCGAACCACCCAAAUGAAAGAGAACAGCGCCGUUUUGAUUCGCUCUAACAAUUCUAACUUAUUCAUAGCAGACACCAAUGGAUAUGUAAAUGUGAAAAACCCGAAAACGUUAGAAACGAUUCAAAGAAUUCCAUGCCAUUCUGAACGCAUAACCGAUUUUGAUGUUCAAGGCAACAAGCUGAUUACCUGCGGUAUAUCGCAAAGACAUACCACUUCGCAUGGCGAUCCAUUCGUCAAGGUGUUCGAUCUGCGGACGUACAAGGCUCUCGCACCGAUACCGCUCGCAUUUCCGCCGCAUUUUUGUAAAUUCAUGCCGUCGUAUUGCGAGCGAAUUGUGGUGGCGUCGCAGACGGGCGGCGUCCGAAUCUGGGAUCUCAACUCGAACAACAUCGGAACCUCGCUGAUUGUCGAGUCGAACGGAAUCUCGGCCAUGAAUUUCUCGUCGACGAAACAAUACAUGGCAUUCGGCGAUUUUUCAGCUUUGAGCAUUUAUGCCGAUCGAAAUGAGCCACAGAUUAACGCUCAAUCCUAUGAGACAGUGUUCGCGUAUGCACCGAUCGGACCUCCAGUAUCAUUCGGCAUCGAGGACAAUUUCACGCCACUCGCCGCCGUUCCAAUGCCAUUCACCGAAGAUGACACACUGCUCAGCGAUUGGCCGUCGGAAAUGACGCAGCCAAUGUAUCGACGAUCGCGUCCCGUCGGCGAGCACAGCGAUGUGAAGGUGAUGCACUACGUGACGCAAGUCAAGAAUCCAAGGAUCAACUCGAAGCUCCGCAAUCAGAACAUCGUGCCGUAUAUACUCGAAGACGAGCCGGACGACAAAAAGAAUGUCGAGAUCAAAAUCGAGACCGGAAAAGUGCGAGUGCAUCGAUUGUACAAAAAAUGCCCGCUAACCACAUCGGCGACGAUGUCAGCUCGACGAAUUCAGCCGAAGGAGCUGAAAUUCUCAUACAGUUACAACAAGACGAAUCAUGUGCCGCUUGAAACCACUUAUUACAUGAACUUGCUUAUUAACCCGUUUGUUUUGGCGCUAUAUCAUAUAAUUGGUGUGCGGAACACCUUGUAUGCACAUUUUUGUACAAAUGAACACUGUAUUGCAUGCGAUCUCCGCUUUCUGUUCGCGAUGAUCACCGAUAGAGCAAAAUCGAGCCCGGUUGUGAGCACGAAUCUUGUUCGAACACUGGUCGCCCAUGGAUUCACCACAUUGAAGACGAACGUGGUCACCGAUAGCUAUGCAGGCAUGAACUUGCUCCUCAGAGGAAUUUCAGAGGCGGCGUUUGAUCUCGAAUCUCAACCCGAAUCCGAGACAUGCUUGUUGAGCGACGACGAGCGAACGGUGCUCCGAACCGACCUGACCCUGAACAUGCGAUGUGUUCGUUGCUGCUCGUUCCAAUCGAAUCCGUGCCAAACCCAUUAUGUAACAUUGAACUAUAAUACCCAUGGCUCUCCGUCAUUUUGUACAUUAAUCGAAAAAGCGCUACACUUGGUGCCGCAAUUGACCGAUGAGCGAGAAUGUCCCGAGUGUUCGACGACGACGAGAAUGGACGGCAAACAGCGUGUGCGCUCAUUGGCGCCGAUAUUGAUCAUCGACACCAACGCGAAAAACGAUCAAUUCUUCAGCUUCUGGCAGCGGCAAUUGGCGGCGUAUGAGAAGCGGCCGCCGAGGGAUUAUCAGAAGGUGCCCGAAUCGCCGACGGAGAAGAAGUCGUGUCGGUACGGCGAUGAUUGCCUCAACAAAUCGUGCAAAUUCGCGCACGGCAAAAUCGAUUGGGACGAGGAAUGCACGACGAUUUUGGAGGAUUGCGACGACGACGGCUGGUCGCAUUAUUUGUGCUCGAAAAUUUUGGUUCAGGUGAAUGAUGGAAUCGUUCGACUCAACGAUGCGUCAACGUCGCCAUCUCUGGACGACACCGACUGCGAUGUCUAUGAGCUUGUCGCGUUCGUCACGGCGAUCGGAACCGGCGAGUAUCCGCCGAAAUGGACGCACACGGUGUCGUUGGUGAAGGACGAGGACGAGCUUCUGCCGUGGACGAUGAUCAACGAGCAGCUCGUCAGUCGCCUUCAUGAGAAUGAGGCGCUGCAUUUGGACGCGCGCUGGAAAUUGCCGAUGAUGUUGGCGUACGUGAAUCGGAAACAUUUCGACGCGGCGAUGCGGGGCGACGAGAAGAGAACGCCGGUUCCCGAAUCGGUGUUCUUCUCGGAUAAUCUCGCGCCGAACACGAUGACGUCAUCGGGUGAUUCGAGCAAAUAUGAGUUGCCCGGCAAGGGCGAGCUCGUCGGCAUCGACGCCGAGUUCAUUCGUAAGAAGGUCCAGUUGUGCAAAUUUGAUAGCGACAGUCGCGGUGUUAUCACGCGUGCGAUCGGCCGAAUAUCGUGUGUCGAUUCCACCGGCAAUCGAAUCAUAUUCGACGAUCAUGUCCAAGUGACGGAUGGCGAGUGUGUUGCCGAUUAUUUGACGCGAUACAGUGGAAUUGUGUCUGAUGAUCUGAAUGCGCAGCGAUCUUCGAAGUAUCUCACCACUCAGAAGAGGGUCUUCCUCAAAAUCAUGGUCCUCAUCGAGCGAGGCUGCAUUUUCGUUGGUCAUGCGCUCAACAAUGAUUUCAGUGUGCUCAAUAUUCACGUUCCCGAUGAGCAGAUCAUCGACACUGUCAACUUGUUCCGUCUCGAUUCGCAGCGACUUCUUUCACUGCAAUUGUUGGCGUUUCAGCUUUUGGGCGACAAAAUACAGGAGGAAUCGCACGAUUCGGUUGUCGAUGCGCAAUAUGCGAUGAAAGUUUAUCGCAAAUAUGAGGAAUUGAAACAGAAUGGCCAACUCAAAGCUGAAAUGCGUCGCCUCUACGACGUCGCGCCAUGCAGUUCGCCAAUGAAAAGCGUUUCACCAUGUAAUUCAACGACGAGCAAUAAAUAG